UGACGUCAUGCAGCAGUCCAGUAGAGGCUCCACUUUCCCCCCCUCACUCAAAUUGUAACCACCAGCAUCAGAAGCGGUGGGACACAGAAGAGAGGAGCCUUUUUUAUUUUUAUUUUAGCAGCGAGGCACGCCAACGGACGAUCUUGCAUUUGUAUCAUCCUGAUUUUGCAAAAGGAAUAAUUUUAUCACAGAGAAGACCGCUUUGAUUUUAAGGAUUCUUUAAAAAAAAAAAAAAAAGACACCACAUACCUCUUGUUUGCAUGCUGUUAUUUCAGUAAGCAACAUAACGUUACAUCACCGUGCCAUUGUACAACACUUCGCCUUUUUAGGCUGGAAAAGCCUUAUUAUGCAUAGAUUUUAAUGAUACAUUCUCUGCUGUGCAUAUUGUCUGCUCAGCUACGUUUGCUAGCGUGUCGGAGGGCGCAAGAAACAACAGACCACGGCGGACAAUCGUGAGGUUUGGAUGAGGUGUUUGAAUCCAGCCUUACGUGAACAAUUGUGAUAUUUCCAUAGGCAAUGCCAUCUUGCAAUGCAAACAUGCUGGCUGUUGGAUUGCUUUACCUGGGAUUAGUUUUUGCAAUAGAGAUUGUAGAUCCCACCAGAGCCAUUGAAGCCCCGAAGACAUGCAGUCCGAAGCAGUUUGUGUGUAAAGACCAGGUGACCUGCAUCUCCAAAGGCUGGCGCUGUGAUGGAGAGAAAGACUGUCCCGACGGCUCUGAUGAAGCCGCAGAUAUCUGCCAUCACACCCAGGUGUCACAGUGCCCUCCCAAUGAGUUUGAGUGUCGAGGAACAGAUGUGUGCAUUCACCUGAGCAAGCUUUGUGACGGCGUCCCAGACUGCUCGGAUGGACGUGACGAGGGGCCGCACUGUCGAGAGUAUGCUCUUAACUGCACCAUCAUGGGCUGCCAGUACAACUGUUCAGUGACGCUGUCGGGUCCAAAGUGCUACUGCAGGAAUGGCUAUGAGGUGGGAGAAGAUGGAAAGAGAUGCAAAGACUUUAACGAGUGUGCAGUGUAUGGGACUUGCAGUCAGACAUGCACAAACACAGAUGGCUCCUACACCUGCAGCUGUGUGGAGGGCUACUUGCCUCAACCAGACAACCGUUCCUGCAAGGCCAAGAAUGACCCUGUAGAUCGGCAUCCGUACCUCUUCAUAGCCAACUCACAGAACAUCCAAGCCACCUCUCUAAGUGGAGCCAAUCCCAUCUCCAUCAACACAAAGCAGACCACUGCUAUGGACUUUAUCUACACCCAGGAGACCGUGUGCUGGAUCCACAUGGGAGACUCCCCCGCAGCCACCCAACUCAAGUGUGCCAACUUCCCCAAUGCCAAGAGCUUCACGGAGGAGAAGACCAUCAACAUCUCCCUCAGCCUGCACCAUGUGGAGCAGAUGGCUAUUGACUGGCUGACAGGAAACUUCUACUUUGUGGAUGAUGUGGACGACCGCAUUUUUGUGUGCAGUAAAGAUGGCUUAACCUGUGUCAUCCUGCUGGACCUGGAGCUCUAUAACCCUAAAGGAAUCGCACUGGACCCAGCCAUGGGGAAAGUGUUCUUCACAGACUACGGCCAAAUCCCGAAGGUAGAGCGCUGUGAUAUGGACGGCCAGAACCGCACCAAACUGGUAGACAGUAAAAUCGUCUUCCCUCACGGCAUCACUCUGGACUUGGUCAGCAAGCUGGUGUACUGGGCUGACGCUUACCUGGAUUACAUUGAGGUGGUGGACUACGAAGGCAAGAACCGGCACACCAUCAUUCAGGGAUUGCUGAUUGAACAUCUCUAUGGUCUAACAGUGUUUGAAAACUAUCUGUAUGCCACCAACUCUGACAAUGCCAACAUGCAGCCCAAAACCAGUGUGAUCAGAGUCAACCGAUUCAACAGUUCUGACUUCCAGGUGGUGACACGCGUAGAUAAGGGUGGCGCCCUUCACGUUUACCACCAGAGACGUCAACCUGCAGUCCGCAGUCACGCAUGUGCUCCGGAUCAGUUUGGGAAGCCAGGCGGCUGCUCUGAUAUCUGCCUGCUGGGUAACAGUCACAAGAGCCGAACCUGCCGCUGCCGUUCUGGUUUUAGCCUGGGCAGUGAUGGAAAGUCCUGCAAGAAACCAGAGCAUGAGCUCUUCCUGGUGUACGGUAAAGGCCGGCCUGGUGUCAUCCGUGGUAUGGACAUGCAUGCCAGGGUGUAUGACGAGCACAUCAUCCCCAUCGAGAACCUGAAUAACCCAAGAGCCCUGGACUUCCACACUGAGACCGAAUUCAUCUAUUUCGCUGAUGCCACCAGCUACAUCAUCGGCCGCCAGAAGAUUGAUGGCACUGAGAGAGACAUCAUAGUGAAGGAUGGUAUUCAUACAGUAGAAGGUAUCGCUGUGGACUGGAUGGGGCAAAACCUGUAUUGGACUGAUGAUGGACCCAAAAAGACCAUCAGUGUGGCCAAACUGGAGAAAGCCUCUCAGACCCGCAAAACGCUUAUUGAGGGAAAGAUGACCCAUCCUAGAGCCAUAGUAGUAGACCCUUCUCAUGGAAUGAUGUACUGGAGUGACUGGGAGGAGGAGCCUAAAGAGACCAAUCGGGGCAGUAUAAAGAAGGCCUGGAUGGACGGUUCAAAUGCUGGUAUCCUGCUUACUUCUAAAACUGUGCUCUGGCCCAAUGGCCUCAGCCUGGACAUCCAGCAGGGCAUCUUGUACUGGGUGGAUGCGUACUACGACCGCAUCGAGAUGGUGUUUCUCAACACCACAGAACGCAGGACGGUAUUUGAAGGACAGGAGCUGAACCAUCCCUUUGGCCUGUGUCACUAUAAGAACUUCCUGUUCUGGAAUGAGUACCGCAGUGGAGGAAUCUACAAACUGGACCAGAACACCAAGAAGGCCACGUUGCUGCGCAGUGAACGACCACCAAUCUAUGAGAUUCGCACCUAUGACGCACAACAACAGCAAAUCACAGGCUCCAACGUGUGCCGUGCCAAUAAUGGUGGCUGCAGCAGUCUGUGUCUGCUGACGCCCACUGGACGCUCCUGCGCCUGUGCCGACGACCAGAUACUAGAUACUGACAACAAGACCUGUAAAGCAAACCCUUCCUACGUGCCUCCUCCUCAGUGCCAGCCUGGAGAAUUUGCCUGUAAGAAUAAUCGCUGUAUUCAAGACCGCUGGAAGUGUGACGGGGACAAUGACUGUCUGGACAACAGCGAUGAGGCCCCUGAGUUAUGCCACCAGCACACCUGUCCCGCGGACCGCUUUAAGUGCCAGAAUAACCGUUGUAUCCCACUGCGCUGGCUUUGUGAUGGAGACAAUGACUGUGGGAAUGAUGAAGACGAAUCUAACAGCACCUGCUUGGCACGCACGUGUCCUUCUAAUCAGUACCCAUGUGCCAGUGGCCGUUGUAUUCCUGUCUCCUGGACUUGUGACCUGGAUGAUGAUUGUGGCGAUCGCUCAGAUGAACCACCAUCUUGUGCAUAUCCCACCUGUUUCCCACUCACUCAGUUCACUUGUGCCAAUGGACGCUGCAUCAAUGUCAACUGGCGUUGUGAUAAUGAUAAUGACUGUGGGGAUAACAGUGAUGAAGCCGGCUGCAGUCACUCGUGCUCCAGUGUGCAGUUUAAAUGCAAUAGCGGCCGCUGUAUUCCAGAGUACUGGACCUGUGAUGGAGACAACGACUGUGGAGAUUACAGCGAUGAGACUCAUGCCAACUGUACGACCACGCGGCCUCCCGGCGGUUGCCACACGGAUGAGUUCCAGUGCCGAAUGGACGGUUUGUGUAUUCCUAUGCGAUGGCGCUGUGAUGGAGACACGGACUGCAUGGACCUCAGCGACGAGAAGAACUGCGAGGGCGUCACGCAUAUGUGCGACCCUGCCGUCAAGUUUGCCUGCAAGGACUCGGCUCGCUGUAUCAGCAAGGCCUGGGUGUGUGACAGGGACAGCGAUUGCGAGGAUAACUCGGAUGAAGAAAACUGCGAGACUCUUGAGUGCAAGCUCUCCCACCAUGUUUGUGCCAGCAACGACUCCAUCUGCCUACCUCCUGAGAAACUGUGCGACGGCAAUGACGACUGCCCCGAUGGCUCGGAUGAGAAGCUUUGCAAUCUUUGCACGAUGGAUAAUGGAGGCUGCAGCCACAACUGUACCAUUGCUCCUGGUGAGGGCAUCCUGUGCUCCUGCCCAGUUGGCAUGGAGCUCGGUACCGACAACAAGACCUGCCAGAUUCAGAGCUUCUGCGCCAAGCAUCUCAAGUGCAGCCAGCGCUGCAUGCAGGAGAAGGCCACUGUUAAGUGUGCCUGCUAUGAAGGCUGGGCGCUCGGGCCAGACGGCGAGAGCUGCAAGAGCACUGAUCCUUUCAAACCCUUCAUCAUUUUCUCCAACCGGCAUGAGAUCCGUCGGAUUGACUUGUACAAGGGCGAGUUCAGCGUGCUGGUGCCUGGCCUGCGUAACACCAUUGCCCUGGAUUUCCACCUCAACCAGAGUGCCCUCUACUGGACCGAUGUGGUUGAAGACAAGAUCUAUCGGGGAAAGCUGUCGGAAAACGGAGAUCCUUUCAAACCCUUCAUCAUUUUCUCCAACCGGCAUGAGAUCCGUCGGAUUGACUUGUACAAGGGCGAGUUCAGCGUGCUGGUGCCUGGCCUGCGUAACACCAUUGCCCUGGAUUUCCACCUCAACCAGAGUGCCCUCUACUGGACCGAUGUGGUUGAAGACAAGAUCUAUCGGGGAAAGCUGUCGGAAAACGGAGCUCCCAACCCGUGUGCAGCGAAUGAUGGGAAAGGGCCGUGCUCUCACCUGUGCCUCAUCAACUACAACCAAACCUUUUCCUGUGCCUGUCCACACCUCAUGAAACUCAAGGCAGACAAGCACACCUGCUACGAGUACCGUCAGUUCCUGCUGUACGCUCGUCAGAUUGAAAUCAGAGGGGUGGACAUUGAUAAUCCCUAUUACAACUACAUCAUCUCUUUCACUGUGCCUGACAUCGACAAUGUUACAGUGGUGGAUUAUGAUGCUCUGGAGGACCGCAUCUACUGGUCUGAUGUUCGCACUCAGACGAUCAAAAGAGCCUUCAUCAAUGGGACUGGUGUGGAAACGGUGGUAUCAGCUGACCUCCAUAAUGCUCAGGGUCUAGCUGUAGACUGGGUUUCCAGAAACCUCUUCUGGACCAGCUAUGAUACGAAUAAGAAGCAGAUCAAUGUUGCACACCUAGACGGGUCCUUCAAGAAUGCUGUAAUCCAUGGACUGGACAAGCCUCACUGUUUGGUGCUACAUCCUAUCCUGGGGAAGCUCUACUGGCUUGAUGGUGACAACAUCAGUAUGGCCAACAUGGACGGCACCAACCACACAUUACUGUUCACCAAUCAGAAAGGCCCAGUGGGUCUGUCCAUAGACUUUGACAUGGAGCAGCUGUACUGGAUCAGCUCAGGGAACAGCACCAUUAACCGCUGUAAGCUGGAUGGUUCCGGACUGGAGAUCAUCGAGGGUGUUAAAGGAAAACUCACCAAAGCUACAGCCCUCGCUAUCAUGGGAGAUAAGUUGUGGUGGGCCGAUCAGGGCACAGAUCAGAUCGGUACAUGUGACAAGAGCAAUGGAGGCAACUGGAAGGUUCUCCGAAAUAACACCUCACCCAUGAUGCAUAUGAAGAUCUACAAUGAGACUGUUCAUCAACUAGGUACCAACCUCUGCAGUAAGAACAAUGGUGACUGUUCUCAGCUUUGCUUGCCAACUUCACCAACUACAAGAGCCUGCAUGUGUACGGCUGGAUAUAGUCUGAAGAGUGGCCAACAGUCCUGUGAAGGCAUGGGCUCGUUUUUGCUCUACUCUGUGCACGAGGGCAUCCGUGGCAUCCCUCUGGACCCGUCAGAUAAAUCUGAUGCCCUGGUACCUGUGUCAGGCACCUCUCUUGCUGUGGGCAUUGACUUCCAUGCUGAGAAUGACACCAUCUACUGGGUUGACAUGGGCCUUAGCACUAUUAGCCGAGCCAAGAGAGACCAGACCUGGAGGGAGGACAUAGUGACCAAUGGCAUUGGACGUGUGGAAGGCAUCACCGUGGACUGGAUUGCAGGCAACAUCUAUUGGACUGAUCAAGGCUUUGAUGUGAUUGAGGUGGCCAGACUCAACGGCUCCUUCCGCUAUGUGGUCAUCUCUCAGGGUCUGGACAAACCUCGUGCCAUUGCUGUACAUCCAGAGAAAGGGUAUCUGUUCUGGACGGAGUGGGGUCAGUAUCCGCGUAUUGAAAGAUCUCGUCUGGACGGUUCUGAAAGAGUAGUUCUUGUCAAUGUCAGCAUCAGCUGGCCCAAUGGCAUCUCCAUUGAUUACAAGGAGAGCCUGCUGUAUUGGUGUGAUGCACGUACAGACAAAAUUGAGCGCAUAAAUCUGGAGACUGGAGAAAACCGUGAGCUGGUGCUGUCUAGUAACAACAUGGACAUGUUUGCUGUUUCUGUGUUUGAGGACUACAUCUACUGGAGUGACAGGACGCAUGCCAAUGGCUCCAUCAAGAGAGGAAACAAGGACAACGCCACAGACAUGGUGUAUCUGAGAACAGGCAUUGGUGUACAGCUCAAAGACAUUAAAGUCUUCAACCGUGCAAGACAGCAAGGUACCAACAUCUGUAAAGUGAACAAUGGUGGUUGUGAACAGCUGUGUCUGUACCGGGGUAAUGGCAAUCGUACCUGCGCCUGCGCCCACGGCAUGCUGGCAGAGGACGGCCACAGCUGCAGGGAUUACGAUGGCUACCUCCUCUACUCGGAGCGCACGAUACUAAAGAGCAUUCACCUAUCGGAUGAAACAAACCUCAAUGCUCCCAUUAAACCCUUUGAAGACCCAGAGCACAUGAAGAACGUCAUCGCCCUUACCUUUGACUACAGGGGUGGCGGUGGAAAGGGAGCCAACCGGAUCUUCUACAGCGACAUUCACUUUGGUAACAUUCAGCAUAUCAGCGAUGAUGGCUCUGACCGCAAGACCAUAGUGGAGAGUGUAGGAUCAAUUGAAGGUUUGGCUUAUCACCGGGGUUGGGACACACUUUACUGGACCAGCUACACCACCUCCACCAUCACACGGCACACUGUGGACCAGAGUCGCACUGGAGCUUUUGACAGAGACACUGUGGUCACUAUGUCCGGGGAUGACCACCCCAGAGCCUUUGUUCUGGAUGAAUGCCAAGACUUGAUGUUCUGGACUAACUGGAAUGAACAGACUCCAAGUAUCAUGCGAGCGUCUCUUUCUGGAGCGAAUGUCCUUGUGAUCAUCGGCAGUAACAUCCGCACCCCGAACGGCCUGGCCAUCGACCACCGGGCUGAGAAAAUCUAUUUCUCAGACGCCACAUUUGACAAGAUUGAGCGAUGCGAGUAUGAUGGCAGUCGACGCUUCGUGGUGCUCAAGAACGAGCCAGUGCAUCCUUUCGGUUUGGCGGUGUAUGGUGACUAUAUCUUCUGGACAGACUGGGUGCGCAGAGCUGUGCUCAGAGCUAAUAAAUACGGCACAGAUAUGAAAGUCCUACGUGCCGACAUUCCUCAACAGCCAAUGGGCAUCAUUGCUGUGGCCAAAGACACCAAUAGCUGUGAAUUUUCUCCAUGUCUCAUCAAUAAUGGAGGCUGUCAGGACCUGUGUCUGCUCACGUCAGAAGGACGAGUCAACUGCAGCUGCCGUGGAGAGCGCAAACUACUGGGAGACAACACCUGUGUUGCGGAGAACACAACCUGCAACAGCGUGGAUGAGUUUGAAUGUGGAAACGGCGACUGUAUCGAGUACAGCCUGACUUGUGACAGUCUCGGCCACUGCAAGGACAAGUCUGAUGAGAAGCAGUCCUACUGCGCGAACCGCAUGUGUAAGAAGGGCUACCGGCGCUGCAUUAACGGACGAUGUAUCAAACACAGCUCCUGGUGUGACGGCACUGAUGACUGUGGAGACGGUUCAGAUGAGCUGCCAUGCAACAUGACUCUGUGCAGUGCUGCUGAGUUCCAGUGCAAAGACGGUUCCUGCAUCACUAACUCUAGUCGCUGUAAUCAGGUGGUGGACUGUGAGGACGCCAGUGAUGAGAUGAACUGCAGCCCCACUGACUGCUCCAGUUACUAUCUGCUUGGAGUGAAGGGCGAGACCUUUGAGCAAUGUGAGUUCACUACACUCUGCUACGCCCCCUCCUGGCGCUGUGAUGGCUCCAAUGACUGCGGAGACUUCUCAGAUGAAAGAAACUGUCCCGAGAAAAGGAAGCAUAAUUGUCCGGUGAACUUCUUUGCGUGUCCGAGCGGCCGCUGUAUUCCCAUGAGCUGGACCUGUGACAAAGAGAACGACUGUGAGAAUGGAGCGGAUGAGUCUCACUGUGAUAAGUUCUGUGCAUCAAAUCAGUUUGAGUGUGGGAACCAUCGCUGUAUCUCCAAAUCCUGGGUGUGUGACGGCGCUGAUGACUGUGGAGACGGCACUGAUGAGGACAGCAAAUGCAAGACAAAGACUUGCAGUCCAGAGGCAUUCCAGUGUCCUGGCUCUCACAUGUGUAUUUCUCAGCGCUGGAAGUGUGACGGGGACAAGGACUGUCCUGAUGGUGCAGAUGAGGGCAUUAAGGCUGGUUGUGUGUUCAAUAAGACCUGUGAUGACUCGGAGUUCCAGUGUCAGAAUUAUCAGUGUAUUCCCAAAAACUUCAUGUGUGAUCAUGACAUUGACUGCCGCGAUGGUUCUGAUGAAUCGCCCGAGUGUGAAUAUCCCACAUGCGGACCAAAUGAUUUCCGCUGUGCUAAUGGCCAGUGCCUGAAGCAGAAGAACUGGGAGUGUGAUGGAGAGUUUGACUGUAGAGACCAAUCAGAUGAAGCUCCCAAAAACCCACUUUGCACAGACUCCGAGAGGCGCUGUAAUGACACUGCCUUCCUGUGCACCAAUGGCAAGUGUGUGAACGAGACAUUGCUGUGUGACGGUCAGAAUGACUGUGGCGACGGCUCUGACGAGAACAACUGCUUCAUCAAUGAAUGUCUCAACAGUAAGCUGAGCGGCUGUUCACAGCUCUGUGAAGAUCUCAAGAUCGGCUUCAAGUGCCGCUGUCAUCCAGGUUUCCGUCUGAAGCAAGAUGGGAAGACGUGUGUGGAUGUGGACGAGUGCACCACCACUUACCCCUGUGCCCAGCGUUGCAUCAACACGCAUGGUAGCUUCCACUGUCUCUGUGUCGAAGGCUUUGUGCCUCGUCCCGACGACCCCACCAGCUGCAAAUCAACAUCUGAUGAGGAACCUUUCCUUAUCUUUGCCAACCGCUACUACCUGCGAAAACUCAACUUGGAUGGAUCUAACUACACAUUGAUUAAACAGGGGCUCAAUAACGCAGUGGCUCUGGACUAUCAUUACGCGGAGCAGAUGAUCUACUGGACUGACGUGACAACACAAGGAAGCAUGAUCCGUCGCAUGAACAUCAACGGCAGUAACGUGCAGGUGUUGCACAGAACCUCUCUGAGUAACCCUGAUGGUCUGGCUGUGGACUGGGUCGGGGGGAACCUGUACUGGUGUGAUAAGGGCCGAGACACAAUUGAGGUUUCCAGGCUGAACGGAGCUUACAGAAGUGUGCUGGUUAACAGCGGCCUGCGAGAGCCCAGAGCCGUGGCUCUGGAUGUGAGGAAUGGGUAUCUGUAUUGGUCAGACUGGGGUGAUGUGCCACAUAUUGGCCGCAUCGGCAUGGACGGCACAGAUCGCCACAUCAUCAUUCAAGAUAAGAUCACAUGGCCGAACGGCUUGACGCUAGAUUUUAUUAAUGACCGCAUCUACUGGGCAGACGCUCGUGAAGACUACAUUGCUUUUUCCAGCCUGGAUGGAUCCAACAGACACAUUGUGCUGAAUCAAGACAUCCCUCAUAUCUUUGCCAUGACUCUAUUUGAGGAGUACAUCUACUGGACCGACUGGGAGACCAAGUCCAUUAACAGAGCUCACAAAACCCUGGGCACCAACAAGACCAUGUUGAUCAGCACCCUGCACAGACCCAUGGACAUACACAUCUAUCAUCCCUCCAGACAACCUGAGGUGUCAGAUCACCCGUGUCAGGUGGAUAAUGGUGGCUGCAGUAACCUGUGUUUGCUCUCACCUGGAGGAGGCUACAAGUGUGCCUGUCCCACCAACUUCUAUCUGGCUGCUGAUGGAAAACAGUGCUUGUCCAACUGUACAGCCAGUCAGUUUGUCUGCAAGAAUGAUAAGUGCAUUCCCUUCUGGUGGAAGUGUGAUACUGAGGAUGACUGUGGAGACCGCUCAGAUGAACCUGCCGAUUGCCCCGAGUUUAAAUGCAGACCAGGCCAGUUCCAGUGUGGCACAGGUCUCUGCACCAACCCGGCUUACAUCUGUGAUGGAGACAACGACUGCCAGGACAACUCUGAUGAAGCCAACUGUGACAUCCACGUUUGCUUGCCCAGUCAGUUUAAGUGCUCGCAUCCUAGUCGCUGUAUCCCUGGAAUCUUGCGUUGUAACGGUCAGAACAACUGCGGCCAGGGAGAAGAUGAAAAGGACUGCCCUGAGGUGACCUGUGCUCCUAACCAGUUCCAGUGUGCCAUCACCAAACGCUGUAUACCACGAGUCUGGGUGUGCGAUAGAGACUACGACUGCGUGGACGAAUCCGACGAACCGGCCAACUGCACUCAGAUGAAGUGCGGUGUGGAUGAGUUCCGCUGUAAGGACUCGGGCCGCUGUAUCCCGUCCCGUUGGACAUGUGAUGGAGAGGACGAUUGUGGAGAUGGCUCCGAUGAACCCAAAGAGGAGUGUGAUGAGAGAACAUGUGAGCCGUACCAAUUCCGCUGUAAGAACAACCGCUGCGUGCCGGGCCGCUGGCAGUGUGACUAUGACAAUGACUGUGGCGAUAACUCGGAUGAGGAGAAGUGCGUGCCACGUCAGUGCUCUGAAAGUGAGUUUGCCUGCACUAACGGCCGUUGUAUUGCUGGGAGGUGGAAGUGUGAUGGAGAUCAUGACUGUUCAGAUGGAUCUGAUGAGCAUGGCUGUGAUCUGAAGUGUGAGGAGGAUCAAUUCCAGUGUAAGAAUGGUCACUGUAUCCCACUUCGCUGGCACUGUGACGCUGAUGCUGACUGCAUUGAUGGCAGUGAUGAAACGAGUUGUGAUAUUUCUGUGGCACGGCACUGCCCCAAUGAUGAGUUCCAGUGUAAUAACACUCUGUGUAAGCCGCUGUCCUGGAAGUGUGAUGGGGAGGAUGACUGUGGAGAUAACUCUGAUGAGAACCCUGAGGAAUGCAGAAACUUCCAGUGCCCACCCACUAGAAGUUUCCGUUGUCGGAAUAAUCGCGUAUGUCUCAGGAGUGGCAAGCGCUGUGAUGGUGUGGACAACUGCGGAGACAAUUCAGAUGAGACCAACUGUGGAGACCACACAUCCACAUGCGAUAAAGACCAGUUCAAGUGCAGCAAUGGCAAAUGCAUCAGUGCCAACCUGCGGUGCAACUUCUUUAAUGACUGUGAAGAUUACGGAUCAGAUGAGAUUGGCUGCAAGACAGACACCAUGCUGAAUGACUGUAAGAGUAACAAAUCUCUAUGUGGAGAUGGCGAUGAGGCUCACUGCAUUUCCAACGGCACAGACACAUUCUGCUCCUGCAAACAGGGUUUCCAGAGCGUUGAACACAACACCUGUGAAGAUAAGAAUGAGUGCAAGCAGUUUGGUACGUGUUCUCACAUAUGCAACAACACCAAAGGCUCCUACAAGUGCAGCUGCAACAAAUACUUCACCAGGAUUAACAACACAUGCAAGGCUGACAGUCAAAACAUUAGUAAACAGGUCCUCUACAUUGCGGAUGAUAACGAGAUCCGCAGUCUAAAUCUUGAUAUGCGUAAGUGGGUUUAUGAGCAGACAUUCCAGGGCGAUGCCAACGUGCGCAUCGAUGCCAUGGACUUGCACGUCAAGACCAACCGCAUUUUCUGGACCAAUUGGCACACGUCUGGCAUUUCCUGCUUCCAGCUGCCAUCUCCAUCCUCACCAUCAGGUCCUAUGUCUAACUCUCACCGCAACACGAGGCAGAGCGAGGGCAGUGUCACCAACCUCGAUAUUCCAGGUUUGAAGAUGCCACGUGGAAUCGCGGUAGACUGGGUGGCUGGUAACCUCUACUGGACCGAUUCGGGACGUGAUGUGAUCGAGGUUGCUCAGAUUUCAGGCCAGCACAGGAAGACGCUGAUUUCUGGCAUGAUUGAUGAGCCUUAUGCCAUUGUAGUGGAUCCUCAGAGAGGAACCAUGUACUGGACUGAUUGGGGGAAUCAUCCAAAGAUUGAGACGGCUGCCAUGGAUGGGACACUCAGACAAACCCUGGUCCAUGAGAACAUCCAAUGGCCUACAGGUCUUGCAGUGGACUACUUCAAUGAGCGUCUGUACUGGGCAGAUGUCAAGCUCUCUAUGAUUGGCAGUGUGCGUUUGGAUGGCUCUGACCCUGUUGUGGCUGUAUCCAACAUCAAAAACAACCUCCUCCACCCCUUCAGCAUUGAUAUCUUUGAGGAUUACAUUUAUGGUGUUACCUACACCAAUAACUUUGUCUUCCGGGUUAACAAGUUUGGCAAAGGUCAGGCGGAGAAUCUGACCACUGGCAUCAACCACGCAACUGACAUAGUCCUAUAUCACCGCUACAAACAGCCUGAGAUGACUAACCCAUGUGAUAGGAAGAAGUGUGAAUGGUUGUGUUUACUCAGUCCCAGUGGGCCAGUGUGCACCUGCCCUAAUGACCACAUCCCUGACAACGGUACCUGUACUGAGGUGCCACCAGCGACCCAGUCCCCCUUCACUCCUACAUGUAAUGUUCAGUGCCAGAAUGGUGGCAGCUGUUUCCUCAACGCAUGGAACCAACCCAAAUGUCGCUGCCCCACCAGUUACAGUGGAGAACGCUGUGAAAUCAACCAGUGCAGAGACUACUGUCAGAACGGAGGAACCUGCUCCCCGUCACGCACAGGUGCUCCUACCUGCCGCUGUCAGACUGGCUUCACUGGCCCCAAAUGUAACCUGCAUGUUUGCAACAACUACUGCCAGAAUGGGGGCAACUGCACUGUCAACCAGGGCAACCAGCCAACCUGCCGUUGUCCAAAGGGCUUCUUGGGUGACCAGUGCCAGUACAGUCAUUGUGAGGACUUCUGUAAGAAUGGAGGUACUUGUAUGGAGAUGAUGAACGGCACUAAACAUUGCCAGUGUUCUGAGUCGUACUUUGGUCCGCAAUGUGAGCUGAACAAGUGUGAAUACUGUGGCACGGGCAAGUGUGAAGUGCUAGGCAACGGGAUAACAUGCAAAUGCGCUAAUGACAUCCAGCGGCCUACGUGCUACACCUGUGAUGACUUCUGCAUUGAGGGCCAGUGUUCUGUAGACCCUCAUACUAUGCUGCCACAGUGCAGGUGUCACACAGGCUGGUCAGGUUUCCGCUGUGAGCUCAAUGUCGCCCCUGUUCAAAACUCAGACUCUGGAAGUACUCCGUCAGUGGUCAUCCCAGUGGUGUUACUGCUCUUACUUGCACUGUUAGUGGUUGGUUCCAUCUUGUGGUACAAGAAGAGAAUGCGUGGCGCUAAAGGAUUCCAGCACCAGAGGAUGACCAACGGAGCCAUGAACGUUGAGAUCGGGAACCCAGCGUACAAGAUUUACGAAGGAGAGCCUGACGAUGACGCAGGGGAGCUGCUGGACUCUGAGUUCACUCUGGAUCCAGAUAAGCCCACAAACUUCACCAACCCCGUAUACGCCACACUCUACUUGGGCGCCCAUAACAGCCGUAACUCUCUGGCCAGCACAGACGAGAAGAAAGAGCUGCUGUCUGCAGGAGACGACGACAUGGGAGACCCGCUGGCGUAGAGUCACGGCCGGAUGCCUGCCCUCACGCAGACCGUUAUGCCUUUACAUGUCAAAGGAAAAGCAACAAGAGCAGGAACACUGUACAAAAUGUACAAAAAAAAAAAAAAACACACAAAAAAGACAAAAAUGAAGGACACUUUUGUAUGUGAUCGCAGUAUUAUAUUUUAUUCUUCAAGAAAUCCUUCUGGUCAAGAAAAGAAAGCAUUUUCUAUACAUAUAUUUUUUCUUUCCUUUCCCUGUUUUUUUUUUUUCUUUUUCAGACGUUUGCAUACCUAAUUCCUCACCCUUCCCCUCCAUUUAGCCACUACCUCUGUGCUCAACAAGAUGCCAACAACAAUAUGGGAAAUCUGUUUUUUUUUUUUUGUUUUAAGUUUAUUUUUGUAUGAAUUGUAUAGAGAUCAAUGUUUCUUUUAGGAAAAGCAAAAUUGCCAAGUGUUGCUAAUGAAAUGUAAGGGAGGGGGGCACGGCCGACUGAAUGAUACUGAUGCUGACUCGGCCCGUGUGUGAUUUCAGAUGGCUGAGAACAAAUAUGCGUGCGUGAGUGUUGCGAGACGUGGACGAGUCAGCAUCGCUUUUAUUUCUAUACUGUUAUCUCAGAGAACAACGCUUACGAUGAUUGUCAUACUCCUUGCACAGAUUGAUUUUAUAUAUAUUUACAUAUAUAAUUAACAAAGUGUCUUGACAAAUAUACCCAGGAAUACAAGCAGACACCCGUACGAAUAGCAGUAUAACUGUCUUUGUUUUAGCUUUGUUUUUUUAACGGAUGAAAAGAUGUGGAUUGAAUGAACGAUUGAGUGAAUCCAAACGGAUGGUAAAUGUAAGGUCAUUCCAGAACUGUUUCCAGGGUAUCAGUGGCCUUGGUGUGUACGCAAGCGGUACGUCCAAAGGAUGUGGGCCUCGUCUGAUGCCAUGUCUUCCAGUACGCCGCAAACAGCCAGGAGAAACGUGCAGAUGAUUGUCGUCUGCUCUCGGUCGGUGUGGAUUCGACAGAACCGUUCCAUACCACUUCAGUGGAAGCUGUAUGUCACUUUUAGUUCACUAGUUUGUCUUAUGGACUUUAUGCUCAGUGUAAGUGCAUUCCUGUGAGGUUCGUGUGGAUCCAGUAAUAACUCACUGCCUUGCUGCUACUCUUCCCAUCAUUCUCAUCUGCCUGACCAGUAGAGAGACUCGGCCAGCCCUGCUUGCGGCCGAGCGUCCACUGCUUCUAAUGGAGGUAACCUGUGCGUCAUAGGCUAAUGCAUGGAUCCAACAGUGCAUAAAGACUAGCGUCGGCUCAACAGAUACAUGUUAACAGUAUUCAUCCGAGCAUCUGGACUUAAUGUAAAGUGUCUGCUCUGUUUACGAUCAAAUGUAAUUUAGUACGGCCCUCGGUGGCCUUUUACUGUCACAGAUGACUAGUGUCACAACCCUGCAACAGUUUCUGUAGUUUUGUUGGUUCAUUUUUUUUUUUUUAUAUAUAUAUAUACAAAAUAAUUAAACUGCUUUUUAUAGUAGAAAUGCA
This is a messenger RNA of Sinocyclocheilus rhinocerous, 15232 nucleotides long. Its product is annotated as low-density lipoprotein receptor-related protein 1-like. The transcript is spliced from 87 exons. Gene Ontology annotation, biological process: receptor-mediated endocytosis. Gene Ontology annotation, cellular component: signaling receptor complex; apical plasma membrane; plasma membrane. The coding region runs from base 517 to 13731 and encodes 4404 amino acids. Gene Ontology annotation, molecular function: hormone binding; calcium ion binding; protein binding. Lineage: Eukaryota; Metazoa; Chordata; Actinopteri; Cypriniformes; Cyprinidae. The record is from RefSeq and is a predicted model, not a curated record.